Zea mays is the source of this 1610-nucleotide messenger RNA. RefSeq lists its product as uncharacterized. Lineage: Eukaryota; Viridiplantae; Streptophyta; Magnoliopsida; Poales; Poaceae. The coding region runs from base 308 to 1414 and encodes 368 amino acids. The transcript has a single exon. The record is from RefSeq and is marked predicted.
CUUUCCCCUCGCAGAUCUCACCCACCGUCUACCUCUCAGUUUCGAUCGCCGUCGAGCUCCACCACGCUUAAUUGUCCCCAUCAGGGCGGGAGCGGGGGCGGGGGCGACGGGCCCAGCUACCUACCGGUUCCUUCCUCUGAAUCGGCCAAUCGGCCGCAGCUGUUCUUGGCCCAGCUGCUCUGCUCUUGUCGAGGGAUGGUCCAGUACUCCUCCAACAAGGCUCCCCGCCGACAUUAAGCUACUGUGCCUUAGUUAGCGCUGCCGAUUCGGGGUUGCUUGCUCUCUGGGCCGUGCCCGCUGUCCUCCCAUGGGCUGCACGGGGUCCAGGCACGCGCUGCGCGGCGGCGUCCGGUCGCCGCACGCGUGGGGCCGGAGCCGCUCUGGCCGCGCUCACCACACCGUCGCGCUCAAGUCCUCCACGCUGGGCUCGCUCAGCCUCGAACGGGACGAGGAGAUGAUGAAGUGGCGCGACGACGGCGGUGCCGGCGCCGCGAAGACGCCGCAGCUGAUGCGGCGGCAGAAACAGGUGCCAGGCUCGCCGGCCCGCGAGCCCGAGGUGAUCAACGUGUGGGAGCUCAUGGACGGCCUCGACGACAGGGACGAGGAAGGCGACGACGCCAACGCCGGCGGAGAGAAGCCGGCCCCAGGGUCGCCCGCGUUCGAUCCGGACGUCGUCGCCGCGUUCCGGAAGGCGCUGGACGAGAUACCCCCUCCGCCGGCCCCGGACGGCCCCGGCAACGACGAGGAGCGUAUCAAGAAGCCUGACGGCCCGGGCGCGGGGGGCGGCGGCGACGAGGUGUGCGUUAGGAAGCGCGAGAUACAGAGGUUCCCGGGCAUCGUCCGUGCGCGGGUCAGCGCGUUCCAGCAGAGGAUCGACGCGAAGCUCGCCAAGCUGGCGCCGCCGCCGCCGGCCGUGCCGCCCCCGCCGGACAGCGCCCGGAAGGUGGUGGUGUACCUGACCAGCCUCCGCGGCGUCCGCAAGACGUACGAGGACUGCUGGUCCACCAGGUCCGUCCUCCAGAGCUACGGCGUGCGCGUCGACGAGCGAGACCUGUCGAUGCACGCGGGGUUCAAGGACGAGCUCCACGCCGCGCUGGGCUCCAGCGCGGGCAGGCUCCCGCAGGUGUUCGCGGACGGCAGGCACCUGGGCGGCGCCGAGGAGAUCCGCCGGAUGCACGAGGCCGGCGAGCUGUCGGAGGCGCUCGAGGCCUGCGAGAUGGCGCCCCCGCCGAGCUGCCCGGGCGGCAAGGGCGUUGCCCUGGAGGCGUGCUCCGGCUGCGGCGGCGUGCGGUUCGUGCCCUGCGAGGAGUGCUCCGGCAGCUGCAAGGUGUUCGUCGAGGAGGCGGGCACAUUCAGGCGGUGCCCCGAGUGCAACGAGAACGGGCUGGUGCGGUGUCCUCUCUGCUCCUUGUGAAAAAUCUCAGAGCUGCUCUGCUAUUGCUAUGGGUUAUGAGAUUUGUAGUGUGCCGUGUGGGUUACUGGGUUUGUAAGAUUUUGCUGAGGAGUAAUUUUCGUUCUAGCUGCGAGGGUCUGUACAGAAGUUACACGCAUGUGUAACUUUAUUGGGUAGGACUGAUGAAGCGACAGAUGACCGUAUUUAUGUUUUUGUU